This is a messenger RNA of Psylliodes chrysocephalus, 1269 nucleotides long. The record is from the annotation of a GenBank genome assembly. NCBI's taxonomy places the organism in Eukaryota, Metazoa, Arthropoda, Insecta, Coleoptera, Chrysomelidae.
CAGUUUUCAUUUUGAGAACCAGAACAAACCUAUCAAAGUCAAAUCACUGAAGAGAGAAGUGAUGCAUGUUGAUUUUAAAAAAAUCUUUAAUUUUUAGUUACAAUAUUGUUAUAAAAAAUCAAUCAUGGGUAUUUUAGAGAAAAUCUCAGAAGUAGAAAAGGAAAUAUCUAGGACGCAAAAAAAUAAAGCUACCGAAUAUCAUUUGGGACUGCUGAAAGCAAAACUCGCAAAAUAUAGAUCGCAGCUGUUAGAACCAUCAAAAAAAUCGGAAAAGGGCGAAGGAUUUGAUGUAUUAAAAAGCGGUGAUGCGAGAGUAGCACUUAUAGGGUUUCCAUCUGUAGGAAAAUCUACGUUGCUAUCAACGUUAACGAAAACUGAAAGUGAAGCUGCAUCUUAUGAAUUUACAACUCUUACUUGCAUACCAGGUGUCAUAGACUAUAAUGGAGCCAAUAUUCAACUUUUAGAUUUGCCUGGAAUUAUAGAAGGAGCUGCUCAAGGAAAAGGAAGAGGUCGACAAGUUAUAGCAGUAGCAAGAACAGCUGAUUUGGUCCUUAUGAUGUUAGACGCUACCAAAAAAGAUGUCCAUAGGGAUUUGUUAGAGAAAGAAUUGGAAAGUGUGGGGAUCAGACUCAACAAACAAAAGCCCAAUAUUUACUUUAAAAUAAAGAAAGGUGGAGGUAUUUCCUUUAACUCUACUUGUCCCCUUACCAACAUAGAUGAGAAAUUGGUGCAGCUGAUUCUUCAUGAGUAUAAAAUUUUCAAUGCAGAAGUCUUGUUUAGGGAGGACUGCAAUGCUGAUGAACUGAUAGAUGUGAUUUGUGCCAACCGAGUUUAUUUGCCUUGUCUGUAUGUCUAUAAUAAAAUAGAUCAGAUAACUAUUGAAGAAGUUGAUAGAAUAGCAAGGACACCAAACAGUAUAGUAGUAAGUUGUAAUAUGAAACUAAAUCUAGACUAUCUCUUAUCCACCCUAUGGGAGUAUCUCAGCUUGAUCAGGGUCUACACAAAGAAACCUGGUCAGCCUCCAGACUUUAGUGAUGGAUUAAUUUUAAGGAGGGGCGUCACAGUCGAACACGUUUGUCACGCCAUACAUAGAACUUUAGCGGAGCAAUUCAAAUAUGCCUUGGUGUGGGGUACCAGCACAAAGUAUUCGCCACAGCGUGUGGGUACUAGUCACACCAUGCAUGACGAGGAUGUUAUACAAGUUGUUAAAAAAUGAAAUGCUUUUUCUAUUGUUUGGUUAUUAAUAUUAAAUUGCAUUUUUUAAAGAUG